This is a messenger RNA of Xenia sp. Carnegie-2017, 1429 nucleotides long. Its product is annotated as paired box protein Pax-6-like. Gene Ontology annotation, biological process: anatomical structure development; regulation of transcription by RNA polymerase II. The transcript has 4 exons. Bases 1 to 1236 code for a protein of 411 amino acids. The record is from RefSeq and is a predicted model, not a curated record. Gene Ontology annotation, molecular function: RNA polymerase II cis-regulatory region sequence-specific DNA binding; DNA-binding transcription factor activity, RNA polymerase II-specific. Lineage: Eukaryota; Metazoa; Cnidaria; Anthozoa; Malacalcyonacea; Xeniidae.
AUGGAUAACUGGUCAUCAAAUCAAGUCUUUUACGGAGCUGCUGGAGUGAACGCUCUUGAAAGUACUGUCAAUGGAACAAAUCGUCAAUUAUCUGACUAUAUACGUAAUAAAAUUAUUCAGUUAGCCAAUUGUGGAGUUUCUCCAUGCGAGAUUUCAAACAGACUCAUGGUUUCUUAUGGAACAAUUAUCAAAAUUCUUGGUCCUAUCUAUGAUCCUAGAUCAGUGCGUUCGAGCUCUAUCGGAGGGAGCAAACCUAAAGUAGCAACACCAGCGGUUGUGAACAAAAUUGUUCAAUAUAAACAUCAAAAUCCAACAAUAUUUGCUUGGGAAAUACGAGAUAGAUUGAUGGAAGAAGCAGUCUGCGAUCAAGAUAAUGUUCCGAGUGUAAGUUCAAUCAACAGAAUACUACGAAACAAAGCAGCAGAAAAAGCAGCCCAAUAUAAUAUGCUGGAGCGAGAACGACAACAUUUAACUGGAUUGUACAUGCAACACUGGAGACCUGAUGUUGCCAUGGCACCGAUGGUACCAUACCCCUAUCCUAUCUGUCGCAACCCACCUAUGACUAGUGAAGUAGCAACGCUAACACCAAUAGCAAAACGAGAACCGGACUUCAUUGAAAGUCUAAAUGUAAGGGAGUCAAAUUACGAGAGAACAUCUCCAGACGGAAAAGAAGUUAGAUGGCAAUCUUCUUCAUAUUCUUCUACUGAAACCAAAUUUGAAAAUGAGAGCAUUGAAGAAGAAACCAGCAUGAUAUCAUUAGAAAUAAAGGACGAAACAAGAAAAACUGAGCCAGUAUGUGCCGAGCAAGAGAACGAUCAAAAAAGAAAACUUCGCCGUAAUAGAACAACCUUUACCCAAGAUCAACUACAAAUCUUAGAAAAAGAAUUUCAAUCUUCACAAUACCCGGAUGUGUCAACAAGAGAAGAGCUUGCUAGCAAAAUAGAUAUGUCCGAAGCAAGAGUACAAGUAUGGUUUUCCAAUAGAAGAGCCAAGUUUCGACGAAAUAGAAACAUGCAAUCCGUGCGAAGUCCAUCUUCUCCUGUAUUUGCUGGUUAUUAUCAUAUGUAUCAUGGUUUUGAGUAUCCAGAGCGACCAUUCUCAAGCAUAAAUGUUCGUCCUUACACCUCACCACCAUUUGAACCAUAUUCUGUGCAGAGAAGUCGUUUCAGUCGACCUCAUUCAUCAUUACUUUCUAAUAACUCAUCUCUAGAGUACCAUAGGGUAUACUCUAGGUAGCUAAAAGAAAUGUAUUGAAAUAUAUUGAAAUAAUAAUGAAAGCUUAGUUUUUACUCUUGUAAAUAGUUGCUUUUGAGCAUUCACACAAAUACAAGAAUUUUUUAGAACAACAAGAAGGAAGAGGUAGAACACAAAAAACUUCAAAGAUAGCAAAGAUGUGGCACUCGAUUAAAGAAAUAUCAAUCAAAUUCAA